Cylicostephanus goldi is the source of this 1029-nucleotide messenger RNA. NCBI's taxonomy places the organism in Eukaryota, Metazoa, Nematoda, Chromadorea, Rhabditida, Strongylidae. The record is from the annotation of a GenBank genome assembly.
AUGGCAAGAUAUAACAAAUUCGCUUCACGCGCCGAAGAGGCGUCGACAACGGGUGCUGACACGGAUACGGCCAGAUUGAUAAUGAAGGAGUUUUUCAAUGUUGACGAUAGUCAGCUUCUUCAGGACACUGUGGCGCAUGUCGACGAUCUGAGAAAAGUGGACAAAGCUAUCCCGAAGGCAUUCGAUGUUCGACAAGCGUGGCCACAAUGCUGGGCUGUACAUCAAAUAUUCAAUCAAGCCGGUUGCGGUUCAUGCUGGGUUUGUUCUCGUAGUGUUCAGAAGCGACAGGACUGUAAAGAUCAAAUGCUUCAGUCUGUCGCCGCCACUUCAGUGAUGUCGGAUCGGGUAUGCAUUAGCUCAAAUGGUACCGUCCAAACACAAAUUAGCGCAUUGGAUCUUACCUCAUGUUGUUUGUCUUGUGGAGGAUGUCAAGGGACACACUGGGCCUUGUCCGCGUUCACAUAUUGGAAGGAGCAUGGUAUUGUUUCAGGUGGCGCAUUCGGCUCACACGAAGGGUGUCGACCUUAUACAUUUGAGCCCAGCUGUGGAGCGCCUUGCGGGUCAUCCUUGUACCGAAAGGAACGUACACCUCGAUGCGAGCGACAGUGUCAAAGCCUUUUCUAUAGAACUUACGACCAAGAUUUAGUACAAGCUCGAAAAGCCUACUGGUUGAGAGCUGUAAAUGGUUAUGCGGAAUAUGCUCCCGUUGUGAAAGCCACAUUACAAAGGCUUGUCGAUGGGAACAUCACCAAGAUUCUACAAAAAGAGUUGAUGACAUAUGGACCAGUGCUUGCUUGUUUCACACUACGGGAAGAUUUUCAGCAUUAUAUGUCUGGUAUCUACAAAACUGAUGAAGUCCGAUCUGAACACCUAUAUGGACACUGCGCAAAACUGAUUGGGUGGGGGGAAGAUAAAGGAAUGAAAUUUUGGCUCUACGCCAACACGUGGGGUCGCGACUGGGGUGAAAAUGGAUUUUUCCGAGUUGAUAUGGACGAAGUUCCGGAAGAAGUUGUUGCAGGCAUUAUGUGA